Knipowitschia caucasica is the source of this 1692-nucleotide messenger RNA. The record is from the annotation of a GenBank genome assembly. NCBI's taxonomy places the organism in Eukaryota, Metazoa, Chordata, Actinopteri, Gobiiformes, Gobiidae.
AUGGCGGCCGCUGCCUCUGUGUGUGCGCGAAUCAUGUGCUUGUUGUGCGCACUGAACCCCUGGAUUAUAGCGCAACAUUAUAACAGCGAAUCGGGAAUUUCAGUUCCGGAGCACGGCUUUUGUCAACCCAUCUCCAUCCCGCUGUGCACAGACAUCGCAUACAACCAAACCAUCAUGCCGAAUCUUUUGGGGCACACGAAUCAAGAAGACGCAGGUUUGGAGGUGCAUCAAUUCUACCCGCUUGUUAAAGUCCAGUGCUCUGCGGAUUUGAAGUUUUUCCUUUGCUCCAUGUAUGCGCCAGUUUGCACCGUUUUGGAGCAAGCCAUACCCCCGUGUAGGUCCCUGUGUGAGCGCGCACGCCAAGGUUGCGAAGCGCUUAUGAAUAAAUUCGGUUUCCAGUGGCCCGAAAGACUGCGAUGCGAGGCUUUCCCUGUCCACGGCGCUGGGGAGAUCUGCGUGGGUCAGAAUACUUCAGAACCAAGCGGACCGUCUUCGUCUUCCUCUCCCUUCAUGCCAGAGCUGGUUACACUACCCCCCAAUGUCCUGAAACCAAACCAGCGCCCCCCGCCGCACAAUCAGUUUCACCCAUUUGUUUGCCCAAUCCAGCUGGAAGUGCCACCCUACCUGGGCUAUCGCUUUAUGGGUGUCAAAGACUGUGGAGCGCCUUGCGAGCCCAACAAACCAGCAGGGAUUAUGUAUUUCCGUGAUGAUGAGGUGAAAUUUGGUCGCCUCUGGGUGGGCAUCUGGUCCAUCCUGUGCUGUGUGAGUACUUUAUUCACAGUGCUUACAUAUUUGGUGGACAUGAGGCGCUUCAGAUACCCAGAAAGACCGAUCAUUUUCCUGUCUGGGUGCUACUUCAUGGUGGCACUGGCCUACGCUGCUGGGUUCUUUUUGGAGGACCAAGUUGUGUGUGUGGAUAAAUUCAAAGAUGAAGGAUACAGGACAGUGGCCCAGGGUACCAAAAAGGAAGGCUGCACGAUCCUAUUCAUGGUGCUGUACUUUUUCGGCAUGGCCAGUUCAAUCUGGUGGGUCAUAUUGUCCCUCACAUGGUUCCUCUCCGCUGGCAUGAAGUGGGGACACGAAGCCAUCGAAGCCAACUCCCAAUACUUCCACUUAGCCGCAUGGGCAGUGCCAGCCAUCAAGACCAUCACCAUUCUUGCCAUGGGGCAAGUCGAUGGUGACGUUUUGACCGGCGUAUGCUUCGUAGGGAUCUUCAACGUCGAUGCCCUUCGCGGGUUCGUCCUGGCCCCGCUGUUUGUCUAUCUCUUCAUCGGCACCUCCUUCCUGUUGGCUGGGUUCGUCUCGCUUUUCCGGAUCAGAACCAUCAUGAAACACGACGGAACUAAGACGGAAAAGCUGGAGAAACUCAUGGUGCGAAUCGGCGUCUUCAGCGUCCUCUACACAGUCCCGGCCACCAUCGUGAUUGCUUGUUACUUCUAUGAGCAGGCCUUCAGGGAGCAUUGGGAGCGCACCUGGCACAUGCAGAACUGUAAGCGCUUCGCAGUGCAGUGUCCGGCGCACAAUUUCGCCCCCAUGACCCCCGACUUCACAGUGUUCAUGAUCAAAUACCUGAUGACCAUGAUAGUCGGCAUCACCUCCGGUUUUUGGGUCUGGUCUGGGAAAACCCUCCAGUCCUGGCGGAGAUUCUACAAGCGUCUCAGCAAUAGCAAUCAUGGCGAAACGACAGUCUGA